Zea mays is the source of this 2447-nucleotide messenger RNA. Its product is annotated as Pentatricopeptide repeat-containing protein. Gene Ontology annotation, molecular function: protein binding. The record is from RefSeq and is marked provisional. The coding region runs from base 360 to 2108 and encodes 582 amino acids. NCBI's taxonomy places the organism in Eukaryota, Viridiplantae, Streptophyta, Magnoliopsida, Poales, Poaceae. The transcript is spliced from 2 exons.
UACACGUCUCUUCGGCGAGACGUGCAGCGCCGCCUCCAGGCGUCCCCGCAGACCGCAAUUCUGAAACAAAAACCUCGCUUCGUGUGCUUGCUUCCAGCUCUCGCCGCCGCCCUCCGCAGCGCCGCCGCCUCUCCUUCCCGGGAGCUCGUUUCACACAGAGAAUCUCAGAUCUUCGGUCCAUCCUCCACGUGGGACUCCGUUCAAGUAUUCUGCCAUUGUGCGCCAGCGUCGCAGGAAGGAUUUUGAGGGAUUGCUUGGGGAAUUCCUCCGAGCGAGCUAUAUAAAGAGCGGAGUGCGUUCUUUCUCAAAUUAAAUCUCGUGCAAUUAUAUCUUGCCAUGGUUGGUUGCUUCACAAGGAAAUGUCACAUUUUGUGGACAUAAGAUGCUGCGGAUGUGGUAUUUGGCCUGCCCCGGUAAUCAUAAACGCGUCUGCGCGCUCUUUCCGGAUAAGAGCACGGUCUGUCUCUUUGGAUUAUCCCAGUAGGACUGAGCAGAAGAAUGAGACUAAUCUAGUGGUGGUACGACCAGAGCGAAGGCUGCGGGAUGAUUUUGUCGAUGCAGGUGCAGACCAUGGAAGUGGCAGAGCAACUGCAGAUUUCAAGAAGGCAGUUCCAUCCUUCGAUGCUAAUCUGAGAAACCUGUUGGAUGAGCAACUAAAACCAGGAAGGCCCUUGGAUCAUAACUCGGGCAAGGUGGCAAACAGGGCAUGCUUUUCAAAGCAUAAAACCGGCUGUUAUGCUUACAGCCUCCGCAGGCACUGCAACAAUGGGAAGCUCAUUCAAGCUUGCCGCAUCAUCGAUGAGAUGGUGUUACAUGGCCAAGUACCAGAUUCAAAGUGUUGUGUUAGAUUAAUUCGUGGCCUUGUGAGAACUGGUAAUACAAAUAAAGCUAGGCAUGUUCUUGAGGUCAUGGUGCUCUCAGGUGGGGUUCCUGACACCAUCACCUGCAACAUGUUGAUUGGGCAACUUUGCUGUGAAGGGCAGCUGAGUUCUGCGAUGAAAGUAUUGGAGGAUAUGAGGUUUACUGGUUGCUCUCCUAGUGGCAUCACUUUCAAUACUUUGAUUAGGUGCAUGUGCAGCCAUCAUUUGUAUGACAGGGCAGUCUCCUUUUGGAAAGAGCAGCUGAAAAUAGGUUGGCCACCAUAUGAGAUGACGAGCACCUUGCUUGUUGACCUCAUAUGCAAACAAUGUGGUCCCAUGCGGGCUCUGGAAGUAUUAGAUGAACUUGAUUUGGAGGGAUGUCAACCACAUGUUGUCAGCUACAACACUCUUAUCAGUGCGUCAUGCAAAGCAGGCUGUUUGAAGGAUGCAAAGUUGAUAUUAACUCGUCUUUCAGCUGAAGGCCUUGAGCCAAAUGGUACAACCUAUUGCAUCUUGCUUCAUUCCCUGUGUGACAAGAGAAGGUGGUCUGAAGUAGGUGAUUUGCUCGCACACAUGAAGCAGGCAAAUCAUAAGCCUGAUGUUACUGCCUACAAUAUCUUUAUAAACUACUUUUGUAGGUAUGGACAUCUGGAUCAGGCAAUUGAUGUUCUAGAGAUGAUGGUGAGUGAGAAAUGCUUUCCUGAUAUAGUGACAUACAACACACUUCUGAAUGCCAUCUCUAAAAGGGGGAUGGUUCAAGAAGCUCUUGGGAUUUUCCAUUCCAUCAGAGAAAAUGGAUGCCAGGUGGUUCGCAUUACAUACAACACCCUCAUAGAUGCUUUAGCAAAAAGGGGUGAUAUUAUUAAUGCUAUGACUCUAUUUGAUGAAAUGAUUGUUGAUGGGAUCAAUCCUGAUGAUGUCACUUAUGGUUCACUUAUUAUGGGGUUCUGUAAGAAGAACAUGGCCAAAGAAGCACUGGAGCUUUUGAAUCAGAUGCUUGCUCUUGGAUUUGAGGUUAAAGCAACUACAUUUUCCAUGAUGAUCCAAGCAUUGUGCAAAGGUUGUAAAGCUGAAGCUGCUGCUGAAAUACUACGAGUAAUGGUAUCAAGAAAUGUCAACCACAGGAGUGCAUUUUAUCUGUCUAUAGUCACAAGGGUUGCUAAGUCAGGUCGGCUUAAAGAGGCUCAAAUUCUACACCAGGAACUAUACAGAGCAAGGUCCCUAAAGAGGAUUCUUAAUUUAUUUUAAGCAGCUAGUUGCUGGAUUGUAAGAUCCUCAUGUCAGAGACAUGGAAGUCAUAGAACACACAAUUCAGCUGACAGUAGAUAAUUCCUUGAAGUUUUGCAGCGUGCCAAUCUGCAUAAUGUCUUUAGUAAGGUACGGAUAGGGGUGGUAGUAGACUCUAAAUUUUACACUAUAAAAUUUAAGAAUUUAAGGAUUGGACCAAAUUAAGAUCGGACUAUAUUUCUUUUUCUUUUUUUGAAUUAGAAUUAAUUAAGGGCUCAAACGAAGAAUUGUGAAGAAACAUUUUGAUCGUGAUGGAGUACAUUGCUCCUGUAAUUUUUGUUUUGGUGUUUUUUACAUUGC